CAGCUUCAGCAGGAGUGAUAUUCACGGUGCUCGAGAUUCUCGUGCCCCUCUACCUUUACCUGUCGUGGCUUUUGCUCUACAACUUAAAUUAAGUCGCCCAAGUUUUCAUGUCCAGAAAUCUCAACAAUUCGAGUCGAUAACCCGCAAGUCCUCGCCUGCAUUUGCUUUAUAUCCUUAGCUUAUGGCAUAGCUUUUGCAGACACCCAAAGAGCGCCGUGAAUCUAACUCAUUAUGGCCGAGUCCGACAAGUACGAGGUGCUGGAGAAGAUCGGCCAUGGCUCCUUUGGAAUCAUCCGAAAAGUCCGAAGGAAGACGGACGGCAUGGUGCUUUGUCGCAAGGAAAUCAGUUACCUCAAGAUGUCGCAGAAGGAGCGCGAGCAACUCCACGCCGAAUUCCAGAUCCUGUCCACUUUAAGACAUCCCAACAUCGUCGGAUACUACCACCGGGAACACUUGAAGCUGUCGCAGGAUCUGCACCUAUACAUGGAAUACUGUGGCAAUGGUGACCUUGGUCGAGUGAUUCGAGAUCUCUCGCUGAAAAACCAGUAUGCCGACGAGGCGUUCGUCUGGAGUAUAUUUGCGCAGCUUGUUACUGCAUUGUAUCGAUGUCACUAUGGCGUUGAUCCGCCUGAGGUUGGCAAAGACGUUCUGGGACUUGGUCCAAUCGCAAGGCCUAAAGCACCUACUGGAGGCAUGACAAUCCUCCAUCGCGACUUGAAACCUGAGAAUGUCUUCCUCGGUGAGGACAACUCUGUCAAGCUAGGUGAUUUUGGUCUGUCCAAGAUGAUCCAGUCGCAUGACUUUGCCUCCACAUACGUCGGCACCCCGUUUUACAUGUCCCCCGAAAUCUGCGCCGCAGAGAAGUACACACUGAAGUCCGACAUCUGGUCAUUAGGCUGCAUCAUAUAUGAGCUUUGUACCCGAGAGCCACCCUUCAACGCCAAGUCGCAUUUCCAACUCGUCCAGAAGAUCAAGGAGGGAAAGAUCACGAGGUUGCCCAACUUCUACUCGCCAGACCUCAUGAACGCUAUCCGAGACUGCCUGAGCGUGAACCCAGACCGCCGGCCAGACACAGCAGCAUUGCUGAACCUGCCGGCUGUGAGGCUGAUGCGGAAGGAGAAGGAGGUGGUGGAGUUGAGCAAGAUGCUCCGGGCGAAAGAGGAUGCGCUCGACAAGAAGCUCAAAGGCCUGGAGUCAGAAAGAACCUACAUGCGACAAGAAGUCGAGUCCUCGCUCCGAAGGGAAUGGGAGGUCAAGGCACGCCUGGAAAUUGAUCGUCUCGUCAACGAAGAGAUUGAGGCACUUCAGCAGCGCUUCGAGGCCGAAGUGUCAGCACGAGUGCAGGAGGAGCUCCAGAAGAAGACCGUCAGCUUCGGCCCCAUCGAAACGCAAGAGUUCACGUCAUCCUUAUCCAAGUCCGAUUACCCGCACUCGAUCGGCGGGACAAGCACAGAUGCGGACGGUGAAUUUCCAUCUACCACUGACCUCACUGAGCUUUCUAUCGAUUCGCCGGAACCCUCUGAGAUCGUGAAGAAGAGCGCAAGGACACCCUUUGGUCGAGCCCAAACCAUGUUUGCUGGCGCCAUUGGCACGCCGAUGGAUAUUGAGAUGUGCUCGCCAUCUCCCAUCCCCCUCGCAGCUCUGUCCCUAUCACCUCGUCGUAAUGCUGGUGCCAAGGCCCCAACGAACAAUAACCGUGAUAUCUUCACGAGUGCCGAUGUCGAGAAGUAUCGCGAUUCCGAUCCGGUCGUAUCCGAAUCGGAAGAUGAUGAUGAACUGCCACUGCCAUCCCCUUCGCGGAAUACCAAAUCAGCUAAAAACCCCUUCGGCACCAAGCGUCCAAAUCUGACGACGACCAAAACCGCUCCCAUGGGGCGCCUUAGGAGCCAACCCUCAAUGAACCUGAACAAGCCUAUACCCUCUCUGCCUCCGAUGGCCUCUGUUCCCGACUUGCAACCACGACAUCAGUCCAGCAACGGCGCCCUUCGAGAGCGAAGCAGCUCUCCCAACAGACGUUUGAGCAAGAUCCCCUCGGCGGCGAAUUUGACGGCUGCGAACUUGACUGCAGAGAAUAGUCUGGGGCGCAAGCCUUCUGUUAACAACAAGAAGGACUCCGAGCCACCGACACUCAAAAACGUGGCUACCAAGAACAACAUCAAAGGCCGCACCUUGGUCGAGUUACAGCAAGCUAGAGCCGGCGGUCGCCCGGUCGAGAACGCCAAUGUUAGCCCCAAGCGUGCGUUCAAGGACCGGAUGGCGGACCGCAGCAGCGAGCCACCUGCAGUUUGGGACCCCGAAAAGGACGAGAUGCCGAGCCCCUUCCUUGUGCGACGAAAGCAAAUAAUGAAAGUUUGAGGCGGACAGUGUCUCGCUGUCCCCCCAAAUCUUGUGUACAUGAAACCCUUGAGAUACUGCGCAGUUAUUGAUCCCCACUGCCUCACAAUACCGUUCCCUUUGUCACUGCUGGUUUGGUA
Messenger RNA from Pseudomassariella vexata, 2474 nucleotides. Its product is annotated as NIMA-like protein kinase. The record is from RefSeq and is a predicted model, not a curated record. NCBI's taxonomy places the organism in Eukaryota, Fungi, Ascomycota, Sordariomycetes, Amphisphaeriales, Pseudomassariaceae. Bases 232 to 2355 code for a protein of 707 amino acids. Gene Ontology annotation, cellular component: nucleus; cytoplasm; centrosome. The transcript is spliced from 3 exons. Gene Ontology annotation, biological process: chromosome segregation; protein phosphorylation. Gene Ontology annotation, molecular function: protein kinase activity; ATP binding.